GGUCGGGUUGGCGGGGCGGCGGGGAGCCCUCCUCCGGUCCCGGCGGGUCGGCCUGUUUUCCCUCACCUUAUUUCACCUCCUGCAUGCCGCCGCUGCCGGGGGCGCUGUGGAGCGGAGCCCGGGCCGCCCGCCAUGGCCGAGGCAGGAGCGGGAACUGCCGAGGGGGUGGAAGAGGAGCGGCGGGCCACUGAAGAUAACUUCUCAAUAGAUGGCAACUCGUGCAUCUCGUCUGGAGUGCCCAGCCUCACCAACCCGAUAACGAAGCCUGCUGCCACCACGCCUUUCAAUGCUUGCACGGCUGAGACUCCAAGGAAGCGCAAAGGAAGUGAUUCUGAUAACCAGGAUACAGCUGAAGCUGAUGGUGAUCCUCAGAAAAGGAGUGAAGACGAAGAGCAUGUUAAAAUCAAAGAUUUCAGGGAGGCUCACAGUCAAACAGAGAAACGAAGAAGAGACAAGAUGAAUAAUCUGAUAGAGGAGCUGUCUGCUAUGAUACCUCAGUGCAAUCCCGUGGCACGAAAACUGGACAAGCUGACGGUGUUACGGAUGGCUGUGCAGCACUUAAAAUCCUUAAAAGGUUCAACCAGCUCCUACUCAGAGGUCCGGUAUAAACCUUCGUUUUUAAAGGAUGAUGAGCUCCGACAGUUAAUCCUUAGGGCUGCAGAUGGAUUCUUGUUUGUGGUUGGAUGCAACAGAGGAAAAAUUUUGUUUGUCUCGGAAUCAGUUUGUAAAAUACUGAAUUAUGACCAGGCCAGUUUAAUUGGACAAAGUUUGUUUGAUUACUUGCAUCCAAAGGAUGUUGCAAAAGUGAAGGAGCAACUUUCUUCUUCAGAUAUCUCUCCUAGGGAGAAGCUCAUAGAUGGGAAAACUGGCUUGCAAGUCCACACAGAUUUUCAAGCUGGACCAGCUCGACUGAAUUCUGGCGCUCGCCGUUCCUUCUUCUGCCGGAUAAAAUGCAGUAGGAACACGGUCAAAGAAGAAAAGGAGUGCUUGCCCAACCCAAAGAAGAAAGAUCACAGAAAAUACUGUACCAUUCACUGUACUGGGUAUAUGAAGAACUGGCCUCCUAAUGAGGUGGGAGUAGAAGAGGAAAAUGAUGUAGAAAAGGACAGUAGUAACUUUAACUGUCUUGUUGCAAUUGGGAGGUUACACCCUUACAUUGUUCCACAAAAGAGUGGAGAGAUAAAAGUCAAAGCAACAGAAUUUGUUACACGGUUUGCCAUGGAUGGAAAAUUUGUUUAUGUAGAUCAGCGUGCCACAGCAAUUUUAGGGUAUCUGCCACAAGAGCUUCUGGGAACUUCUUGUUAUGAGUACUGCCAUCAAGAUGAUCACAAUCAUCUAGCUGAAAAACAUAAAGAAGUGUUACAGAAUAAAGAAAAAGUCUUUACAGACUCCUACAAAUUUAGAGCAAAGGAUGGGACUUUCAUUACAUUAAAGAGCCAGUGGUUUAGUUUCAUGAAUCCGUGGACCAAAGAACUGGAAUACAUCGUGUCAAACAACACUGUGGUAUUAGGUCAUCAUGAGUCAGCUGAAGCACAGGUCCUCUACAGCUCCCAGCCUGCAGAAGAUGCUGUAAAGCAGCCUUUAGUAAGUGUACCUGGAAUGUCCUCUGGAACAGUUCUUGGUGCUGGAAGUAUAGGAACUGAAAUUGCAAAUGAAAUACUAGAAUUGCAAAGGUUGCAUUCUUCACCGUCUGGGGAGCUAAGUCCAUCACAUCUCCUGAGAAAGUCACCUUCUCCAGCUUUGACUAUAAACUGCAGCAACGUGCCAAAUAAAGAUUUGAUUCAAUUAUGCCCUUUGGAAACAGAAGGCCUAGAGACUUCAGAACAAACCCAGGGUGCUAUUCCAUUUCCCAGUAAUGAACCUCUCCUCAGUGGUAAUUCUCAUCUGGACUUCGAUGCCAUCUGUGAAAAUGAAGACACUGCUAUGACAGCUCUUAUGAAUUACCUGGAGGCUGAUGGAGGCCUUGGGGACCCGGCUGAGCUCAGUGAUAUCCAAUGGGCUCUCUAGGUUUGCUUUCCCUCCAGGAGCAAGACUGCAAAGUCCGUACUGCACAACCACCAUACACCCUCAGUACUGUAUUAUAUUUUUGUAAGAUGUCAUUUGAAUUUGUAUUUACUGUCUACCUAUUUUUAGAGACCGAAACCUUGUUCAGAGAGAGAGAGAGACAUUUUCUGCUGCACCUCUGGGAAAAUGCAAUAUUUUUUUCAUGAUGGGGGAACCUUGAAAUUUUAAUAUGGAACCAUCUGUAACUGGAAUGCUUAAAGCAUAUUCCUCUAUUUUUGCUAAGAAGCUUUAACCAAAAGGUACUAUAUCAUGUACAGCAGUGGGGGUUUUUGUUUGGUUUUCUUAGUUUUCUUCAACUGCUAUUUAUUUGGUGUCACA
This is a messenger RNA of Dryobates pubescens (Downy woodpecker), 2382 nucleotides long. RefSeq names its product basic helix-loop-helix ARNT like 2 (gene BMAL2). The transcript has 17 exons. Gene Ontology annotation, biological process: regulation of transcription by RNA polymerase II. The coding region runs from base 133 to 2007 and encodes 624 amino acids. Lineage: Eukaryota; Metazoa; Chordata; Aves; Piciformes; Picidae. Gene Ontology annotation, cellular component: nucleus; cytoplasm; aryl hydrocarbon receptor complex. The record is from RefSeq and is a predicted model, not a curated record. Gene Ontology annotation, molecular function: RNA polymerase II cis-regulatory region sequence-specific DNA binding; DNA-binding transcription factor activity, RNA polymerase II-specific; protein dimerization activity.